GCCGCCGACACUGCCAUCCGGCGUUCUCCAUCCCAGAAAUAAAAGAAUGUGGAGUUCCUCCGAUCCCUAGCCGCGUCGCGCGCCGAGACCGACGGCAACGCCGAGCACCUCACGUGACGCGAUCGACCACCGUGGUUGCAUCGCAAUCGCAGUCAGCCUCGAGCUUUCUCUGCGCGCGCUCCUCGGUCUCGUCCUCACUCCGUCACUCGUGAACCUCGGUCCACACUCACACGUACGCACGCCACACUCCUCGGGUCCCAUGGCCGCGUCGGAGGCCGCCGCUUCCGCGGCGAGCAAGAAGGGCGUGGCGCCAGCGAGGCCAAGCCGCGCGCGCGACUUGGUCGUGUUCGCGACGGGCGUGGCCGCGGCCGUGCUGGCGUUCGUGGGGCCGGCGUCCGUCCUCGCGCCGGGGCGCGCCGGCCUCGUCGCCUUCCCUGUCCCCGGUCCGGCGGACGGCCCGCGCACAUUCUACGACGACCCGGAGCUGUCGUACGCCCUCGGGCGGCGCGUCACCGGGUGGGACGCCAAGCGCGCGCAAUGGCUGCGGUCGCGGGGGCUCGGCGACCGGCGGAACGCCCCGGAGCGCGUGGUGAUGGUCACCGGGUCGCAGCCGGAGCCGUGCAAGGGGGCCGGGGGCGACCACCUGCUGCUGCGGUUCCUCAAGAACAAGGUGGACUACUGCCGGCUCCACGGGAUCGAGCUGCUGUACAACAACGCGCUGCUGGAGCCGUCCAUGGUGGCGUACUGGGCCAAGAUCCCCGUCGUGCGCGCGGCCAUGCUCGCGCACCCGGAGGCGGAGUGGGUGUGGUGGGUCGACGCGGACGCCGUGUUCACCGACAUGGACUUCUCCCUCCCGCUCGCCAGGUACAGCCGCUACAACCUCGUCCUGUACGGCUGGCCCGAGGAGGUGUACGAGAAGAGGUCCUGGGUGGGGCUGAACGCCGGCGUGUUCCUCAUCCGCAACUGCCAGUGGUCGCUCGACUUCAUGGACGAGUGGGCGAGCAUGGGCCCGGCCUCGCCGGAGUACGCCCGGUGGGGGAAGACGCUCAGGGACACGCUCAGCAAGAAGUUCGACGACCAGUCCGACGACCAGUCGGCGCUCGCGUACCUCCUCCUCACGAACCGGGAGCGCUGGGGCAAGAAGACCUACCUCGGGAUCGACUACUACUUCCAGGGCUACUUCGCGGAGAUCGUGGACAAGCUCGACGGCGUCGCGGCGCGGUACGAGGCCGCGGAGCGGAAGGGCGACCCCGCGCUCCGGCGGCGGCACGCGGAGCGGGAGCACCUGCGGUACGCGGCGGCGCGGAACGCGGCCGUGAGGGCCGUCGUCCCGGGCCCCGACGGCGGCGGGCAGUCGGGGUGGCGGCGCCCCUUCGUCACGCACUUCACGGGGUGCAACCCUUGCGGCGGCAAGCGCAACUCGAUCUACACGAGGGAGAUCUGCGAGGACGGGAUGCGCCGCGCGCUCGGGUUCGCGGACGACCAGGUGCUCCGCGCGUACGGGUUCCGCCACGCCGCCCCGCUCAACGACAGCGUGCGCGCGCUGCCGUUCGACUACCCCGCCGCGCGCGCGCGUAACAAUUGACGGCCACAGCGGUGAGAUGGAGCUGCGGAUUUCUACGCCAAAAUAUAAAAGAAUUGGGCGGGACCUAAUUGUAUUCUGUAUCACGUUUUCUACCUCUUUGCAUCGUUGAUAUUUGAUGUAAAACCUUUGUAGUUCGAUCGACGAAACAUGAAAGCUACAACCAUUAAUAGAGUUUUUCUUGUGUUAACCUCCA
This is a messenger RNA of Zea mays, 1778 nucleotides long. Its product is annotated as probable glycosyltransferase 6. NCBI's taxonomy places the organism in Eukaryota, Viridiplantae, Streptophyta, Magnoliopsida, Poales, Poaceae. The record is from RefSeq and is a predicted model, not a curated record. The coding region runs from base 260 to 1585 and encodes 441 amino acids. Gene Ontology annotation, molecular function: galactosyltransferase activity. The transcript has a single exon. Gene Ontology annotation, cellular component: membrane; endosome; trans-Golgi network.